UGGGCUUCAGGGGAAGGCAGCUCCCGGCACUGGCCACGGACGCACAGUUGGCCGGAGGGGGUCAGGCAGCAGGUCAUGGCGGCGGGAUCCAGGUUUGGCGGUAGCGGCAUUUGCUGGUGCACCUUCUGCGCCACGCGGAAGCUGCUCCCAUCUGGUCUGCAACCCUCCAGCUGCCGCUGGCCGGUCACCAUCAGGCAUCCACCGUCCACUUGAACGACCAGCUCCUCAGGGGUGAAGCCGUGGGCAUACACCUUCAUCUGGAAACCCUCCUCCGCAUGGACGUUGUCCCGCACAGCUGCCAAAUCGUCCGUGAGCUGCUGUACCGGUAGAGUGGCCACAGGGUUCUGUUCAGCGAAGGCUGCGCUGGGACAUCGGGAUGCCACCUGGCUCCCGUUGGGGAGACUGCUACCGACCCACUGCAUCCGAGUGAGCAACUGCUGUUGAAGGGCGCGAGGCUCCGAAGGUAGCGCUCUGACCAAGGACUCCCGGAGAGGAGUCCCUCGAGGCUCCACGCGGCUCUACUCCCACUCGCGUGGCUCCGCUCUGUUAAGGGGCCUCCCUUGGCUUCCCGCGAGGUUCACUUCUGCAGAGCUUGUGGUCAGCAAUGCACGCAUGUCCCACCUCCACGGGUUAGCAGCCACCCUGGUGUGCCCACUGCUGCUUUUGUCCCGGAUCCUGCCCCUUUCUUGGGCCUUUUCCCCAUCUCCGUCAGCCCGCGGGCGGCCAGGGCUGUGACCCAAACGGAUAAGCCAAAGGAGGCUGGCAGUGCAUAAACCUGACCCUGGAGCGGUCACCAGCACAGAGAGGAGAUGAGAUUGAGGCAAUAUUCCAAGUAUCAGGCCUGGGGGCAAACAGGAUUGUCCCCUGAACAGAGCCAUCAGAGUAUGACUGCGGGGUCAUCCAUUCUGGGAAGAUCCUGCCCUUCUCUGACCACGCCCAAUCCUGCGGCACGCUGGGAUUGGGAGGUGGACGCGCCUUCCUGGCCCCAGGCUUAAUAUGGCAGGCUCAGAGCUGUGCUCUGGGACUGCAGAGAUAAGGAUGUGGGCCCUGCCUGAUAGAUGCCCACGGGGUAAGGGGAGAGUCCUUCCCAUGCACCCUCCUCUGCCUCUACUUCAUUCCCACCGCGGUAGCCUUUUUCGUUACUACGGCCAUGACUCUGGCGCUCAGUACUUGGUUAUAAUAAACCCCUUUUGUUAAAGUAUAACGUACAUAAAAGUGCGCAAAACACACCCGUGUAACCACUUCACAAGUCAAGAAAUAGAGCUGCUUGUUGCCUUUUAAUCGCCACUGUAGCUGCACUUCUGUGUCUGGAGACGUGGGAUAGGGCCAAAGUGGGGAAGGAGGGAGAUGUGCAAGAAGCCAACUUGACUACAGGCCCCAGAUCAGCAUUUCCAUCCUCCAGCUUGGGAGGUGAUUCCUCGAACAGAAGAUUGUUUUCUGGGAUGCUUCUCCUUGCCCCAAGUAGGCAGCAAUCUUGACUAUCCUGGGAGCCUUCGAUAGAGUUUACAAGUGAGGAGUCAAUCUGGGGUGCUGGCUCGGGACUCACUUAGCUGUCCCGGAUCAAGAGACAGGACAGAAAAGUCUGGAAGCUGGAGGCAAAAGGAGCGGCCGCGAAAGACUACAACUCCCAUCGUGCUCCGGGGCAGCGACGCCUGCGCACUGAGCGCCGGUUGCCCAUGCGGCCCUAGGGCUGGGAGCGCCGAGCCGCGCUCCGCUGCGGGGGAAGCCAUGGCGGAACCUUCCCAGUCCUCGACCCCGGCCCCGGCCGCGCAGCCCCGACCCCUUCAGUCCCCAGCCCCUGCCCCAACUCCGACUCCUGCCCUCAGCCCGGCUUCAGCCCCGACUCCAGCUCCCACUUCGGCACCAGCCCCCGCCCCAGCUGCAGCCCCAGCCGGGAGCACAGGGACGGGGGGGCCCGGGGUAGGAAGUGGGGGUACCGGGAGCGGGGGUGAUCCGGCUCGACCUGGUCUGAGCCAGCAGCAGCGCGCCAGCCAGAGGAAGGCGCAAGUCCGGGGGCUGCCGCGCGCCAAGAAGCUUGAGAAGCUAGGGGUCUUCUCGGCUUGCAAGGCCAAUGAAACCUGCAAAUGUAAUGGCUGGAAGAACCCCAAGCCUCCCACUGCACCCCGCAUGGACCUGCAGCAGCCUGCUGCCAACUUAAGCGAGCUGUGCCGCAGCUGUGAGCACCCCUUGGCUGAUCAUGUGUCCCACUUGGAGAACGUGUCAGAGGAUGAGAUUAACCGGCUGCUGGGGAUGGUGGUGGACGUGGAGAAUCUGUUCAUGUCUGUUCACAAGGAAGAGGAUACAGACACCAAGCAGGUCUAUUUCUACCUCUUCAAGCUCCUGCGGAAAUGCAUCCUGCAGAUGACCCGACCCGUGGUGGAGGGGUCCCUGGGCAGCCCCCCAUUUGAGAAACCUAAUAUUGAACAGGGUGUGCUGAAUUUUGUGCAGUACAAGUUUAGUCACCUGGCUCCCCGUGAGCGGCAGACGAUGUUUGAGCUCUCAAAGAUGUUCCUGCUCUGCCUUAACUACUGGAAGCUUGAGACACCUGCUCAAUUUCGGCAGAGGUCUCAGGCGGAGGAUGUGGCCACUUAUAAGGUCAAUUACACCAGAUGGCUCUGUUACUGCCACGUGCCCCAGAGCUGCGAUAGCCUCCCCAGGUACGAGACCACUCACGUCUUUGGGCGGAGCCUUCUCCGCUCCAUCUUCACCGUUACCCGGCGACAACUACUGGAGAAGUUCCGGGUGGAGAAGGACAAGCUAGUGCCCGAGAAGAGGACCCUCAUUCUCACCCACUUCCCCAAAUUCCUGUCCAUGUUGGAGGAGGAGAUCUAUGGGGCAAACUCUCCAAUCUGGGAGUCAGGCUUCACCAUGCCUCCCUCAGAAGGGACCCAGCUGGUGCCCCGGCCAGCUACUGUCAAUGCCGCGGUUGUCCCCAGUGCCCCCAUCUUCAGCCCCACCAUAGGUGGGAGCAGCAAUAGCUCCUUGAGCCUGGAUUCUGGAGGGGCUGAGCCCAUGCCAGCAGGCGAGAAGAGGAAGCUCCCAGAGAACCUGACCCUGGAGGAUGCCAAGCGGCUCCGAGUGAUGGGCGACAUCCCCAUGGAGCUAGUCAACGAGGUCAUGCUCACCAUCACUGAUCCCGCUGCCAUGCUGGGGCCUGAGACCAGCCUGCUGUCGGCCAACGCAGCCCGGGAUGAGACCGCCCGCCUGGAGGAGCGCCGCGGCAUCAUCGAGUUCCACGUCAUCGGCAACUCACUCACACCCAAGGCCAACCGGCGGGUGUUGCUUUGGCUCGUGGGGCUACAGAAUGUCUUCUCCCACCAGCUGCCACGCAUGCCCAAGGAGUACAUCGCCCGCCUUGUCUUUGACCCGAAGCACAAGACUCUGGCUUUGAUCAAGGAUGGGCGGGUCAUUGGUGGGAUCUGCUUCCGCAUGUUUCCCACCCAGGGCUUCACGGAGAUUGUCUUCUGUGCUGUCACCUCAAACGAGCAGGUCAAGGGCUAUGGGACUCACCUGAUGAACCACCUGAAGGAGUAUCACAUCAAACACAACAUUCUCUACUUCCUCACUUAUGCUGACGAGUACGCCAUUGGCUACUUCAAAAAACAGGGCUUCUCCAAGGACAUCAAGGUGCCCAAGAGCCGCUACCUGGGCUACAUUAAGGACUAUGAGGGCGCGACACUGAUGGAGUGUGAGCUGAAUCCUCGGAUCCCCUACACAGAGCUGUCCCACAUCAUUAAGAAGCAGAAGGAGAUCAUCAAGAAGCUGAUUGAGCGCAAACAGGCCCAGAUCCGAAAGGUCUACCCUGGGCUCAGCUGCUUCAAGGAGGGUGUGAGGCAGAUCCCUGUGGAGAGCGUCCCCGGCAUCAGAGAGACGGGCUGGAAGCCGCUGGGGAAGGACAAGGGGAAGGAGCUGAAGGAUCCGGACCAGCUCUACACGACCCUCAAAAACCUGCUGGCCCAGAUCAAGUCCCACCCCAGUGCCUGGCCCUUCAUGGAGCCGGUGAAGAAGUCGGAGGCCCCAGACUACUACGAGGUCAUCCGCUUCCCCAUCGACCUGAAGACCAUGACCGAGAGGCUGCGCAGCCGCUACUAUGUGACCCGGAAGCUCUUUGUGGCCGACCUGCAGCGGGUCAUCGCCAACUGCCGCGAGUACAACCCCCCGGGCGAGUACUGCCGCUGCGCCAGCGCCCUGGAGAAAUUCUUCUACUUUAAGCUCAAGGAGGGCGGGCUCAUUGACAAGUAGUGGCUUUGGACCUCGGCCUCCACCUGCAGUGUCUCCUCCUCGGGUUCUCAUCUGAUUCCUGGGCUGCCCCUGUGCCCAGGUGCCCCUCUGCGUGAGACUCUCCAGCCAAGGGCCCUCGGGCUCCCCCAGGCCUGCAGCUCUGUCCCACCCUUGGGGAGGGGUCUCCUGGGUCUGGGGCCCAGCCUCUCUAGAGUGGCUGGUGGCCCUUAGCCCUGGUCCCCUCCAAGCUGUAGAGUCCUGGAGUCCUGGCCCUGGCCCAGGUCACUGUUUCCGCAAUGGCAGGAUUGCCAAUUUUCUCGAGUGAGGGGGCUUCAGGGGUUGGAAGUUCAACCUGGACUGGAGGAGCCAUGCUGCACCCUGCACUGCCCUGUCUGUCCCCCAGGGGUGGGGGGCAUGGGGACCAUUCAUUUCCUGGCAUUAAUCCCUUGGAGGGAACAAUAAAGUUUUGUUUUUUCUCUGUG
Molecule: messenger RNA, 4703 nt
Organism: Vicugna pacos (alpaca)
Lineage: Eukaryota; Metazoa; Chordata; Mammalia; Artiodactyla; Camelidae
Gene: KAT2A
Product: lysine acetyltransferase 2A
Biological process (GO): positive regulation of transcription by RNA polymerase II; chromatin remodeling
Cellular component (GO): ATAC complex; nucleus
Molecular function (GO): histone H3 acetyltransferase activity; protein binding
Source: RefSeq, a predicted model, not a curated record